AUGACUACGGUAGUUGCUGUUGGUACUCCCCUUGCGGAGGCCUUGAGUAAUGUCAUCCAGCCGAAGCUGGUAGAGAUGGGAUGGAGCUCCGACGGCGGCGAUGAUUCAGCGUUGACCGAAUACGUGAUUCUUAUGCUUGUCAACGGCAAGACACAAGAACAGAUUGCUGGCGAACUCUCCAACGAUCUCCUCGGACUCGGGGAAGGCGAUACACAGGCCCUGGACUUUUCGCGAUGGCUCUUCGAACAGGUCGAGUUCCUCAACCAACAGAUCAACGGCGGGGGGAUUCAACAAUCAAUUGAAACCGACUCUGCGCAGGCCAUUCCAUCCUUCAACGACCAAGACGCCACCAAUAACCAAGCGAUGGUGACGGGAGAUGGCGCUAUGGAUGCCGAUAUGAGCAUGGGUGAUACCGGAGCUGCAAAUGAUACGAUGUGGGUUUCUCCCUUCGACUCUGCGGUGGCGACUUGGGCUGACACAGAAAACAAUAGACCUACAGGACCGAAAGCAAUGCGCAACAACAGACCAGGCGGGAGGGGUAGGAUGCUUAACCAGAUCAAUCGUCAACUAGACCGCGGCGAUUCUGCGUUACACCGCGUUCGUGGCCAGGCCGGUAGUGGACGUAUUAACUCUCAUGGCCGUGAUCAUACGAAGGGUCGCUUCAAUCAGCAUGGCGGAGGAAGGAUGUCAGGCGGUCGUCCGAUGGGUGGCAUGGGUAUGGAUCAGAUGCAUCUCAUGUCUCUACUCGAAGAGCAAGCAAGGAUGAUGUCCCAGUUUAUGCCCGGCUUUGUAUCUCCAGCGAUCAACCCAGCUUUCCAACAGAACGGACCGCAACAGGGCCGUUCAUUGUUUGACCGCGUGGAACGCCAGCAGGGACGCCGCCAUUUUAACAAGCGAGACGACAAGAAUGCUGAUACCGAUAUGGACACAAAGCCCGACCAGGGUGGUGAGCAGGAUGAAAGCAACACGGACUCGAUAUGUCGCUUCAAUCUGCGGUGUACCCGGAGAGAUUGCCCAUUUGCGCAUCAGUCACCAGCUGCCCCCGAGGGCACUCCCGUCGAUGUGUCUGACCCAUGUACCUAUGGAGCCGCUUGUAAAAACAGGAAGUGCACCGGUCGCCAUCCGUCACCCGCCGUUAAGUCAGCGCAUCAAGCCGAAGAGAUGUGCAAGUUCUUUCCUCAUUGUGCGAAUCCCCACUGCCACUUCAAGCAUCCCUCGAUGCCACUCUGCCGGAAUGGUGCAGAUUGCUCGACUGAAGGGUGCAAGUUCACGCAUGUCCAGACGCCUUGCAAGUUUAAUCCUUGUCUCAACCCUUCGUGCCCGUACAAACACGCCGAGGGCCAGAAAGGAGCGUUUGCGGACAAGGUGUGGACUGCUGACGGACAAGAGAAGGCGCAUGUGAGCGAGAGGAAAUUCGUUUCCAAUGAGGACGGUGCAGAGGAACUGAUUAAACCCGGUGGCGCCGAAGAGCCGUCCCAAACCAACCAAGAGAUUGCGACAUAA
Molecule: messenger RNA, 1503 nt
Organism: Aspergillus nomiae NRRL 13137
Lineage: Eukaryota; Fungi; Ascomycota; Eurotiomycetes; Eurotiales; Aspergillaceae
Product: mRNA-binding protein NAB2
Exons: 2
Coding region: 1-1503 (500 amino acids)
Biological process (GO): regulation of mRNA stability
Cellular component (GO): cytoplasm; nucleus
Molecular function (GO): poly(A) binding
Source: RefSeq, a predicted model, not a curated record